Messenger RNA from Chiloscyllium plagiosum (whitespotted bambooshark), 3407 nucleotides. RefSeq names its product cadherin-18-like. Lineage: Eukaryota; Metazoa; Chordata; Chondrichthyes; Orectolobiformes; Hemiscylliidae. The record is from RefSeq and is a predicted model, not a curated record. Gene Ontology annotation, cellular component: adherens junction; plasma membrane; catenin complex. Gene Ontology annotation, biological process: cell migration; multicellular organism development; homophilic cell-cell adhesion. Gene Ontology annotation, molecular function: cadherin binding; beta-catenin binding; calcium ion binding.
GCUCCUCCUCCUCUCCCAGUGUGGAGUCUGCACUGCUCCCCUGCUCCAGGGCAGAGAUGGCACACAGACACUGUCCCGGGCUCGGGGAGCUUUCCCUUUGAAACGCUAGCCGUCCAUGAGCAGCUUCAGCUGGGAGAGAGAGAGGGAGAUCACUGGGAGUGUUUCUGAUUUUAAAUCGGUGAAGGAACUUGAAUCUGCGUCUGAGAGGAAGACUGAAGCAGCUCGUGUUCUUCACUAUAACACAAGGCACCAAUUAUCUCAUUGGGAGCAGUAGACUUUAGAGCAUUUGACAACAGAGAAUCAUGUGAAAACAUUAUCCUGACCUGGACAAGUUGCCCGACCUGCAACUGGGUGUCAGCGCUUCUCUGUGCAAGACAUAGUUGAGUUGUGUUUGAGGCUUUCAUAUAUGAUUGCCUGAUGCAAGACACAGAAGUAUAAUCUGAAGAUGGUUUCUGCUGGAAGAGGUCACAAAUUGGCCAAGAUUAAUGCUUUCAGAGUCACAUCUGCUUGAGCAGUUUCUCUGAUGCCUUCUACAGGAUUGUUGAACAUGUUAAGUCACAGGAAGAUUUGAUGAGAUCUACAGAACAUCGACAUCGUGGUUAAAGGAUAUUUUUUCUCUAUCAUGUGAAUAAAAGCUGACAUUUCUGCAGUGGGUAUUCAAGCCAUGGAAGGAUUAGGAACUCCUGAGAUUGCCUUGUGACGUUGGAUUUAUUGGUGGCUGAUUUGCCCUCAGAAAAAUAUCUGAGAAUAUCAAACGAAUUUGGAUCAAGCUCAACGUGGAGUCACGAUGAAAAUUCCACCCACACAUUCUCUGUGUCCUGUGCUGCUCUGCCUUGGCUUUAUCUUUUUCACAAGGUCUGUUCAGAACUCUAUUAAGGUGGAAAGAAAUCAAAGCAAGCACUUAGAGGGAGAAGGACAGGUCCAUCAUCGGCCCAAACGUGGUUGGGUCUGGAACCAAUUCUUUGUUUUAGAAGAACACAUAGGACCAGAAGCUCAGUACGUGGGCAAGCUUCACUCGAAUGCAGAUAAAGGGGAUGGAUCCGUCAAGUACAUCCUUUCAGGGGAAGGAGCUGGUACCAUAUUUGUUAUUGAUGACAGCACGGGAGAUAUUCAUGCGACUAAAAGUUUGGAUCGUGAACAGAGGAUACACUACAUUCUUCAUGCUCAGGCUUUGGACAGAAAGACCAACAAGCCCCUUGAACCCGAAUCAGAGUUCAUCAUCAAGGUGCAGGAUAUAAAUGAUAAUGCUCCUGCCUUUCUGGAAGGACCUUACUCUGCCUCUGUCCCAGAAAUGUCUGAAGUUGGGACUUCUGUGCUUCAGAUAACAGCCACAGACGCUGAUGAUCCGACAUAUGGAAACAGUGCCAGGGUGGUGUACAGUAUCCUGCAGGGACAGCCAUACUUUUCCGUGGAUCCUAACACAGGAAUCAUCAGAACAGCCUUACCGAAUAUGGAUAGAGAAGCAAGAGAACAAUAUUCGGUCGUCAUUCAAGCUAAAGAUAUGGCUGGGCAGAUCGGAGGGCUGUCGGGCUCUACAACUAUUAAUAUAACUCUAACUGAUGCCAAUGACAAUCCCCCCAAGUUCCCACAAAAACACUACCAGUUGUAUGUGCCUGAGUCUGCCACUGUGGAUACAGCUGUUGGUAAGAUCAAAGCAACAGAUGCUGACAUUGGAGUGAAUGCAGACAUGAAUUACAAUAUCAUUGAUGGAGACGGUUUAGGCAUUUUCACCAUUUCCACAGACAAAGACACCAGGGAAGGAGUUAUUAUUCUGAAGAAGCCACUCAAUUAUGAAAAGAAAAAGGUGUUUUCUGUAAAAAUUGAAGGAGAAAACACACACAUUGAUCCUCGUUUCUGGAAUCUGGGCCCAUUCAAAGACACUACAACUCUGAAGAUUAUCGUUGGUGACGUAGAUGAGCCUCCUGUGUUCUCAUUAUCCUCUUACACGAUGGAUGUUACUGAAAACUCCAAACCAGGAACCCUGGUGGGAGCAGUUACAGCAGAAGAUCCCGACAGUGCCAAAAACCUAAUCAGAUACUUUAUUCAACAUGAUGAAGAAGCUGAGAGCUAUUUUAACAUUGAUGCGAACAGUGGGAUUAUUAAAACCAUGAAGAUACUUGAUAGAGAAGAGACGCCUUGGCUUAACAUCACAGUCAUUGCAUCAGAGCUUGAUAACCCUUCUCAGCUGACUGAAGUUCCAGUUGCCAUUCACGUUCUUGAUGUAAAUGAUAAUAUACCGGAACUUGCUGAAGAUUAUGACACAAUCCUUUGUGAGAAUGCUAAACCUGGUCAGAUGAUUCAGACUGUACAUGCUCUGGACAAGGAUGAUUUCGCCAAUGGACCAGGAUUUUCCUUUUCCUUAGUACAGGAACUUCCACCAAAUCCGAAUUUUACACUGCACGAUAAUGAAGACAGUACAGCUAGUAUUCUGAUACGACGAAGAAAAUUCAGCAGACAUCUCCAACAGGUCUACCAACUUCCAAUUGUGGUUUCUGACAGUGGAAAUCCCAUUCUGAGCAGCACUGGUACUCUCACGAUCAGAGUGUGCGCCUGUGAGAGAAAUGGCAAGGUUCGAACAUGCAGUGCUGAAGCAUAUCUUUCUGCGGCUGGUUUGAGCACUGGGGCAUUAAUAGCUAUUUUACUGUGCAUUGUCAUCCUACUGGCAAUAAUCGUUCUGUUCAUCACGCUGAAGAGGAGUAAAAAAGAGCCUCUCAUCAUUUCAGAGGAAGAUAUCCGAGAGAACGUGGUGACCUAUGAUGAUGAGGGAGGAGGAGAGGAGGACACAGAGGCAUUUGACAUCUCGGCUCUGAGGAACCCCGCUGUUGCUGAGGAAGUACGAUAUCGGCGAGACGUUAGACCAGAUGUUCAAUCUGUGCCCAGACAGAGACCCCCAUCAGCCCCCAACGGGCCUGAUAUUCAUGAGUUUAUUACCGAAAAACUGCAGGAAGCUGAUCUGGAUCAAAGUGUUCCUCCCUAUGACUCUCUGCAAACAUAUGCAUACGAAGGUCAUGGCUCCAUAGCUGGAUCAAUAAGUUCACUGGAUUCAGUCACAACACACUCAGAACAGGACUAUACUUAUAUUGGAGACUGGGGACCUCAGUUCAAAAAACUGUCAGAACUAUAUGGAGUAGACAAGUCAGAAAGAACCAAUUAAUUUUCAUUCCUAUAGUAAAACACCUGUAUGUAAAACAAAGAAAACAUCCAAUUUUCAUUUCUCCAGCUACAAUUGGUCCACAAUUUUACUGUAGCAGCAAGUGCCCUUUUAAUAUUUUGAAAGAUGGGUUCGACAAACAAAUGAAAAGAACACAUUUUGAAAAUAUAAAAAAUAAACAAAAUAUUUUCCCUGGUGUAUAUUUUUUAUUGUUUAAUAAAGUUCAUUGUUCCACAAUAAAAUAUACUGUGCAAUA